Exophiala oligosperma is the source of this 738-nucleotide messenger RNA. RefSeq lists its product as uncharacterized. The record is from RefSeq and is a predicted model, not a curated record. NCBI's taxonomy places the organism in Eukaryota, Fungi, Ascomycota, Eurotiomycetes, Chaetothyriales, Herpotrichiellaceae. Gene Ontology annotation, molecular function: oxidoreductase activity, acting on the CH-OH group of donors, NAD or NADP as acceptor. The transcript has 6 exons. The coding region runs from base 1 to 738 and encodes 245 amino acids.
AUGGGUUCCCUGGAAGGUAAAAUAAUUGCGAUAACUGGCGCAGCCGACGGCAUCGGCCUUGCCAGUGCACGUAUGCUUGCCAAACGCGGUGCUACACUUGCUCUCGGCGAUAUCAGCCAGGCUAAGCUGGAGGCAGCAUUGGCCUCUCUGGGUCCGGGAAAGCACAUUGCAACCGUUGUUGAUGUCACCAACUCGAAGCAGGUCGAAGAGUGGAUACAGGAAGCGGCGACAAAAUUGGGUAAGCUGGACGGCGCGGCCAACAUAGCUGGAGUCUGCCGCCAUCCUGCUCCCAUUACUGAAGAAAGCGACGAAAAUUGGGACACAACAAUGGGCAUCAAUGCGAAAGGCAUCUUCAAUUGCAUGAGGGCCCAAUUGAAGCAUAUGAAUGACGGCGGCUCUAUUGUGAACUUUGCAAGCGUCGGCGGUCUUAUUGGCACCCCGAAUUUCAGCGUCUACAACGCAAGUAAAUGGGCUGUGGUUGGUUUGACGAAGUCCGUGGCUCGAGAAGCCGGAGAGCGAAGCAUCAGGGUGAAUGCGAUAUGCCCGGGCACUAUCAUGACGACCAUGACAACCAAGAUUGCAGACAAGGAUCCAAACUUUAAGCCGUGGGAAAAGCAGGCUUUGAAACGCGGAGCUGAUCCUGAUGAGGUGGCUCGCGUAGUUGCCUUCUUGUUGGGCGAAGAGGCAAGUUUCAUUACAGGCUGCGCCUAUCCAGUUGACGGAGGGUGGACUGCUUAG